AUGACGUUGCAAGACCUCAUCCCCGUAGUCAACAAGCUCCAGGACAUCGUGACCACCACGCAAUUGGCCGAGAUCGAUUUGCCCGUAUUGGCCGUCGUGGGAUCCCAGUCGUGUGGUAAGUCCUCUGUGUUGGAGAACAUUGUCGGGAAAGACUUCCUUCCCCGAGGCACCGGCAUCGUCACCCGUAGACCGCUUGUGUUGCAGCUCAUAAACAUCAACAAAGACGAUCCGCUCGUGCGUAAUUACAACGAGGCCGACUUGCGCGAGGCCAGAGGACCCAAAACAGACUACUCCCUGUCGUCCGACGAGAUCAACUUGGAGGACCAUCUUCGCCGCCGCACCGGUGCGCUGAGUAGCGGCUCCAGUUCCAUGAACGAAGAGCCCUCCGAGUGGGGUGAGUUCUUGCAUAUUCCUGGGAAGCGCUUCUACAACUUCGAUGCGAUCCGCCGGGAGAUCGAGACCGAGACCGCUCGCAUUGCCGGCCUGAACAAGGGCAUCUCGCGUUUGCCCAUCAACUUGAAAAUAUAUUCUGACCGUGUGCUCAACUUGACCUUGGUAGACUUGCCUGGUCUCACCAAGAUCCCAAUUGGGGACCAGCCCACCGACAUCGAAAAGCAGACCCGUAACUUGAUUUUGGAGUACAUCUCCAAACCCAACUCCAUCAUCUUGGCCGUCUCUCCUGCAAAUGUCGACUUGGUGAACUCCGAGUCCCUCAAAUUGGCCCGCCAGGUUGAUCCUACUGGAAAGAGAACCGUCGGUAUUUUGUCCAAGAUUGAUUUGAUGGACCAGGGUACAAACGCGGUGGAUAUCUUGAAGGGCAACGUUUAUCCACUCAAGCUCGGAUUUGUAGGUGUUGUGAACCGCUCGCAACAGGAUAUUCAGGAUAGAAAGCCCUUGGAGGAUUCGUUGAUGGCUGAACAGUCGUUUUUCGCCAAUCAUCCAGCAUACCGUUCUAUUGCCAGUAAAUGUGGUACUCGCUACCUCACUGUGACAUUGAAUAAAAUCUUGAUGAACCAUAUCCGCGAACGCUUACCUGAUAUCAAGGCUAAAUUGAACACUUUGAUGGGACAGACCGAACAAGAGUUGGCCUCCUACGGAGACGUCGCAACCUUGGCCGACACAAAAGAAGGCAGAGCCGCCCUUCUUUUGAACUUGAUGACCAAGUUUGCCAACAGCUUUGUCAGCUCUGUCGAUGGCACUCUGCUUGAUGAUAAAUCCAUUAGAGAGUUGUGUGGAGGUGCAAGAAUUUACUUCAUCUUUAACGAGGUUUUCGGUUCUCUGUUGGCAAUGCUCAACCCAACCCAAAAUUUGGCUGUCAAGGAUAUCCGGACUGCGAUCCGCAACUCCUCUGGCCCUCGCCCAUCACUUUUCGUCCCUGAGUUGGCUUUCGACCUUUUGGUGAAGCCUCAAAUCAAACUUUUGGAAGACCCUUCACGCAGAUGUGUUGAAUUGGUGUACGAAGAGUUAAUGAAGAUCGUCCACAGCAUAUGCAAUGCCGGAUCGUCUGUUGAGAUGAACCGUUAUCCAAAACUUCAAGCGAAACUCAUGGAGGUCGUUUCGGAUUUAUUGAGAGAGAGACUAGGGCCCACGAUCAAAUAUGUAGAGUCUAUGAUUGAGAUCCAGCAGGCCUAUAUCAACACCAAUCAUCCUAACUUCCUUGGCGCCGCCGAAGCCAUGGCCUCGGUGGUCGAAGAACGCAGAAGACUGAGAGACCAUGAGCUGAACGCCAGACUCAAACUUGCUACCCGCAAGCUAUUGGGCAAGAAGAACUAUGCUGAUGGUGAGAUCAACGAGGAGGACGAAGAAGAGAAUGGUGAUGCCGCUGACAUUGAUGUGAGUCAGAUUGACGAAGAUGUCAAGCCAGUGACUAGAAGAAAGAGAAGCGACUCUAACAGAACAAUCAAAUCAGACUCAACAAACAGUCAUCACAUUCAUCAGGAGUCUUACUUCAACUACUUUUUCGGUCGUGACCCAGUCAUGCACCAGCAACACUUACAAACUCAAGCGCAAUUAAACCCUACGCCAUUCAAAUUUCCACAGGCGCAUGAGUCAACUUUGCAGUUCAAUGAGAACUUUACGCACAGCCGCAAUGUGAGUGAGUUCAGAUCUAUGAGUUUGAGCGAGCAGCCCAAUGGACACGCUUCCGCGAUCGAUGACAUCAGUCAAAUCCACCGUGUGGACAGUGAAGAGGAUAAUAUCGCUGACCUCAGCGAGCGCGAGCAGUUGGAAUGCGAGUUGAUCAGACGCUUGAUUGUGUCGUACUUUGGUAUUGUUCGCGAGAUUGUUCAGGACCAGGUGCCCAAAUCCAUCAUGUGUUUGUUGGUGAACUACAUUAAAUCGCACAUUCAAAACAGACUAGUAGUCAAGCUUUACAACGAGCAGUACUUUGAUGAGUUGCUCCAAGAGGAUGAGACCAUUCAAUUGGAGAGAGAGAAGUGCGUGAACCUAUUGAAAACUUACCGUGAAGCCUCGAGAAUCAUCAGUGACGUUGUCUGA
Molecule: messenger RNA, 2496 nt
Organism: Australozyma saopauloensis
Lineage: Eukaryota; Fungi; Ascomycota; Pichiomycetes; Serinales; Metschnikowiaceae
Gene: DNM1
Product: dynamin-related GTPase
Exons: 1
Coding region: 1-2496 (831 amino acids)
Biological process (GO): mitochondrial fission; peroxisome fission
Cellular component (GO): microtubule; cytoplasm; mitochondrion
Molecular function (GO): GTP binding; GTPase activity; microtubule binding
Source: RefSeq, a predicted model, not a curated record